GACGCGGAUUGUUGCGCUGCUCGAAAAAGGCCACGCCAAGCGGGCAAGACAGAUAUGGACGCUAGUGGACUCAUGCUGAUGUCAUGUCAGCGUCCUCCAACAGGACAUUACACAUGGCAUGCCAUGGGAUGGCAGCUCAAAAGGAGCUCCCUCUCAUGGAACAUACAGUGUGUUCCACUAACACGUACGUCCACAGCUGCCUUCGCACAAGGUAGACAGCCAGGCAGGCAGGCAGGCAGGCAGUACCCAUGGUGAAUCACGAGGUGACAGCUGCUGAUGCAGAAGAUGCACUGGCCGAUGUGCUGUGGUGGAACACCCCGUCCGUCUGUGGACCGGGUGUGAGGGCAUUGGGGCGUUUGGGGGGGUACUUGAACACAUUCAGCAAAGCGUCCUUGAACACGUUGAUGUUGUAGUCAAGCUGCACAAACAAAACAUGCACACACAAAGUAAGGGUGGGACAUGACAUGUACAAGCAUUCACCACCUGCUGGUGGUGCGGGUGGGUGGGUGUUUGUGUAACUGACUGACUGACCAUGUGCUGUCGGUCAAAGUACUCCUCCCGGACCACACACACGAGAGCAAGGAAUCUGAUGGACAACGGGAGAUGGAUGCGCUACCCUACCCCGUGUGUGAGAGUGAUUUGGUUCGCAGCGCACCUGUCGACUUCCCUGAGGUAGAGAAGUAUGUUGUUGUCGAGGUUGAUGACACAGUUGGACUGCGCGUCGUACUGACUGUCGCUCAUCGACCUGAACAGACAGGCAUCAACCAGAUGGCGCCUGUGCGUCGGUGGCUGUGUGGCGGUGGCAUCAGCGGAGCGUGUGUGCCGCCCGCCCGACCGACCGACCCAUAUAUGCACGAGACAUCGAUGACGACAUCGAUCAUGUCGGAGCACAGCUCGUACACGUGCGCAUCCACAGACGAUGUGUCUGACACGACACACAGCACAGCACAGCACAGCAAGGGCACAGCACAUGGCACACCCCAUAGCAUACCCCUAACCCACCCGUGGCGAUGAAGAGCUUCGACACGACGUCAAACAGAAAAGCCUUCUCCAUACGACACGUCUGCACACAGACACAGAGACACACACACAGCCUUGACCACGCAAUCAAUCAGCGGCACUGCACCGAAUGGGUGUGCAUUCAUCUAUCCAUCUAUCCAUCAGUGGGUGGGUGUGGGUUGUGUUGCGUACGGUGACGAGGAGGUCUAGCAGCUGUUCGAGUGUGGGUAUCUGUGGGAUGAGCCGCUGCACCACUCGACUGAACGCCUCGAACACCGUGUGGUCGUAUAUACUGAACAGAACACACAUUCACGUUUGCAGACAGAAUGAGGGAACGGACGGGUGGGUGUUUUGAUUGACGGAGUGUGGCUGUUGUUUGACCUGGUGGCAUUGAAAGUGACGUUGGGUUCUUUGAGGCCCCGCUCGUACAAAUGCUCCAUCAGGUUCGUGUGGAUCUCACGCUGACAGUCUGCACACACUCAGACAACACACACCACACAGGAAAUGCAUCGAUCGCCUCUCAUCUGUUAUGUAUGGUGACACAUGCAUACCGAUCUUGGCCCCAUCUGACGACGCGAAGACGUCACCGUCGACCUGACGGCACACAGAGGGGCAGCAGGUUAGAUUUGUGUUGAUUGGGUAGGGUAGGCCUACACCUGUCUGUCGUCCCUCCCUGCCUGCCGCUAACCUUGUGGAUGAACACCUCAAAGUUGAUGUUCUUGUUGACCUGCUCAUGUCAUGUCAUGCAUAGGCACACACACACGACAGAAGCAACACAAACAAGAUCCAGGCAUCCAUCCAUCCACCCAGCCAUCCAGUCAGUCGCCGACGCGCUCCGCUCAUCCCCUGGAUGUGAUGCGCUUACGUUCCAGGCCCUGGUGAUGACCUCAGUGGCAUGUUUGAUCUCCGCCUGGUAGGGCUCGUUCUGCGCCGAUAUGACCACGAUGAGUGCGCUGGUCUUGGAGUAGACGAGCUUCUCCUGCGACUCGUCGGGGAUGAGCCCGCUGGGCGCGUCGCCGAUGGCGAAACGGAUCAGGUUGUUGGUCGCAACCCCUGCAGGCACAGAUAGAUGUCAACACACCGAGAUAGAUGGUUUGUCUGGUGCUGUGUGCUGGUCGGUGUGUGUGGGUUUUGUGGCUGACUGACUGACUGACUUUGCACGUCGAUGGUGAAGCUUCUGUUUGGCGCCAGCUCGAAGGUCUCGUAAGGGGAAGUCUUGUGGAAGAUCACUCGAAUUAUGGAGGUCUUCCCGGCCCUACCAGGUGCACAGACAGACACAGACACCAUGGAUGGACGCAUCGAUGAAGGCAGCUCUUUGCUCGUGUGCAAUUGCUGGUGCGUAUCUGCCUACUUGGGCAGCCCAACCAUUAGGAUCUUGGGCGUGUCGUCCAGCCAUAUCUCACGACUGCUCAACACACACACACAUGCACACACACACAAAAGACGUCCAAUGUCUGCAGUGGAAUGCAUUGUGGUAACACUGUGUGCCAUCCCUCUUGCCUCUCGUCGUCGGCGAAUAUUCUCUCAGGAGCCGCCUGCACACAUCACACAAAGCACAGUCAGCAAGGCUGAGAGCGUCAUCAGCGUUCCAACGCUCACCAUCUUCAAACGCGAUGGUCAAUUCGUUUCAGAUCUCUUGAGACGCCGCACAGCACAGCGCGCGGUUUCUUCUU
Molecule: messenger RNA, 2672 nt
Organism: Vitrella brassicaformis
Lineage: Eukaryota; Vitrellaceae
Source: the annotation of a GenBank genome assembly